AUAAUAAUAUAGAAUCAUUUAAUACUGACGAUCAAAAUAAUGAUUUUGACAAUUCAAACAAUGCAGAUGCUGAAGAGAUGAACAAUGUAGAAGAAGAGGAUUUAGAUUAUAAAGCAGAUAAUGAAAUAAUGAAUAAAGACUCUGGUAGUGAAACUAAACUGCAGAUGGGUUUUUUGGAAAAUGACUUUUAUAAAUAUCUUCAAGGUUGGAUCAUACAUGCCAUCCUGCAGUUGAUGUGA
Molecule: messenger RNA, 239 nt
Organism: Acaulospora morrowiae
Lineage: Eukaryota; Fungi; Glomeromycota; Glomeromycetes; Diversisporales; Acaulosporaceae
Source: the annotation of a GenBank genome assembly